Messenger RNA from Melopsittacus undulatus (budgerigar), 1021 nucleotides. Its product is annotated as myosin regulatory light chain 2, smooth muscle minor isoform. The transcript has 4 exons. The record is from RefSeq and is a predicted model, not a curated record. Bases 170 to 688 code for a protein of 172 amino acids. Gene Ontology annotation, cellular component: cytoplasm. Gene Ontology annotation, molecular function: calcium ion binding. Gene Ontology annotation, biological process: platelet aggregation. Lineage: Eukaryota; Metazoa; Chordata; Aves; Psittaciformes; Psittaculidae.
UCGCAGUUCCCCCUCUGCCUCUUCGCGCCGAUGGUCUCGCCCACGUCUUCCUUCCUUUGCGCCGGCGGGGCGCUGGCCGCCGGUUCUCCGGAAGUGCUGUUGUUGCGUCUGGUCCCUGCCGCUCUAGGACGACGAUUCUCUCCUGCAGCCGUCAGAACCAACAGCCAACAUGUCCAGCAAAAGAGCAAAGACGAAGACCACCAAGAAGCGCCCUCAGCGCGCCACUUCCAAUGUAUUUGCCAUGUUUGAUCAGUCUCAGAUUCAGGAGUUCAAGGAGGCCUUCAACAUGAUUGACCAGAACAGGGAUGGCUUCAUUGACAAAGAGGACUUGCAUGAUAUGCUCGCCUCCCUUGGAAAGAAUCCAACGGAUGAAUACCUAGAUUCCAUGAUGAAUGAGGCUCCAGGCCCUAUAAAUUUCACAAUGUUCCUCACAAUGUUUGGUGAGAAGUUAAAUGGCACUGACCCGGAAGAUGUAAUCAGGAAUGCUUUUGCUUGCUUUGAUGAAGAAGCAACAGGGUUCAUCCAAGAAGACUACCUGCGAGAGUUGCUUACCACAAUGGGAGACAGGUUCACAGAUGAGGAGGUAGAUGAGUUGUACAGGGAGGCACCCAUUGACAAAAAGGGCAACUUCAACUAUAUUGAGUUCACACGCAUCCUGAAACAUGGAGCAAAAGACAAGGAUGACUGAGUGGAUCCCUGGAUACCCGCAGAUUAUCUCUACUUUACACUUACAUUUAUUUUUGAGGGUUUCCUUCCUGAUAGAACUUGUUGCAUGCAUUUAGCUUUACAGCUUUUGCCUUUUUCAAUGUAUUUAUAUAUUCCAGGCCAUUUAGGCACAUUUGCACCUGUUUAAUCAAACUGGAAGAGGGGAAAAUAUUGCGAGGAAAAGGAUAUGGGGACAAAGAUCCGUGGACUUUUUAGUCCAGAAUAAUUAAUCUCAAUGUUUCUGGUUUAGCUGGAUUUUUACAUUUUUGUAUUACAAAUGCCAUUUUGAAAUAAAGAUUGCUAUAUAGAUAAAAUA